This is a messenger RNA of Gastrolobium bilobum, 1876 nucleotides long. RefSeq names its product solanesyl diphosphate synthase 1, chloroplastic-like. The transcript has 6 exons. Lineage: Eukaryota; Viridiplantae; Streptophyta; Magnoliopsida; Fabales; Fabaceae. Gene Ontology annotation, biological process: isoprenoid biosynthetic process; plastoquinone biosynthetic process. Bases 244 to 1512 code for a protein of 422 amino acids. Gene Ontology annotation, cellular component: chloroplast. Gene Ontology annotation, molecular function: prenyltransferase activity. The record is from RefSeq and is a predicted model, not a curated record.
ACCAAGGACAGUAGUCCUAUGUGGUCUCUUAGGAUCCACUCAUUCAACUCUAACUUGUACUGCGAGUUUCCACUUCAAACUUGCGAGCCAGAAAGGCCCUUGUUUGUUUUUUUCUUUUCUAUAGAAACUUUCAACUCAACUUCGCUUCUUCUUCCUCCUCCAAUGUCUGCAACUUGCUGAUGGGUCUCUUCUUAACGUGAAAUUGAGCUCAUUUCCCAUCUGGGUUUUGUGAUUUGGGACAGAAUGAUGCCUUUGACAAGCAAAAGCAUUGAUUUUGCUGGAAAAAAUUUGGUUUCUUGUGGCUGUUCAUCCAAUGCUUCUUUUGACCGUUACACGGUGAGGAAUUAUGCAAAGGUGGAUUCUAAAGGGUGUGGCAGAGAACAUGGAACUCGUAAAUUGAUUUGUUGUAAGAGAAGGAGCACGAAAUGUCGGGUUUCUUCUAUGAAGACUGCAGAGCCUACGGUUGAUGGUGGAACUCAAGCAAUUAAAGGUCUUACAGGAGGAUUGGACUUGAAGAGUUAUUCAGAAACCCCCAUUUCCCCUACUCGGUUGUUUGAAGUGGUUGCUGAUGAUCUGCAAACCCUUAAUAAAAAUCUUCAGUCGAUUGUAGGUGCAGAAAAUCCAGUUUUAAUGUCAGCAGCUGAGCAGAUCUUUAGUGCUGGUGGGAAGAGGAUGAGACCAGCUCUGGUUUUCUUGGUGUCAAGGGCAACAGCAGAGCUACUUGGCUUGAAGGAACUUACUGUAAAGCAUCGGCGUUUAGCAGAGAUAAUUGAAAUGAUUCAUACUGCAAGUUUGAUACACGAUGAUGUAUUAGAUGAGAGUGACCUACGAAGAGGGAAGAAAACUGUUCAUCAACUGUUUGGAACAAGAGUGGCAGUGCUGGCUGGAGACUUCAUGUUUGCACAGUCAUCAUGGUAUCUAGCCAACCUUGAAAAUAUUGAAGUGAUUAAACUUAUCAGCCAGGUGAUCAAAGAUUUUGCAAGUGGGGAAAUAAAGCAGGCUUCUAGCUUGUUUGAUUGUGAUGUUCAACUAGACGAGUACCUAAUUAAGAGUUAUUAUAAGACAGCCUCCUUGAUCGCGGCCAGUACAAAAGGAGCUGCAAUUUUUAGUGGUGCUGACAGCAGCAUCACUGAGAAAAUGUAUGAAUAUGGGAAGAAUCUUGGUCUAUCCUUCCAAGUUGUUGAUGACAUAUUGGAUUUCACACAAUCCGCGGAGCAACUAGGAAAACCUGCUGGCACUGACCUUGCCAAAGGUAACCUUACUGCACCAGUAAUAUAUGCAUUGGAGAAAGAACCAAAAUUGAGGGAUAUCAUUGAGUCUGAAUUUACCGAGAUUAAUUCCCUUGAUGAAGCCAUCAAGUUGGUCAAGAGUUGUGGAGGCAUUGAAAGAGCACAAGAGUUGGCAAAAGAGAAAGCUGAUCUUGCUAUUCAAAAUCUCCAAUGCCUUCCUCAGAGUGUGUUUCGUUUAGCUCUUGAGGAUAUGGUGGCAUAUAAUCUUCAACGGAUUGCAUAAGCUUUGGUGCAUGCUGAGGACACAAUAUUGAGAAAAUCAGUAAAAAAAAAAUUCUUUGGUCCUAAUAUAAGGAUGAGAGAGCCUUGACAUUUGAACUUUUGUCAUUUCAAGAAUUUUCAGCAAAUCCAUCAAAUGCCUUCCCCCUGAGCUACUUCUGGGGUGCUAAUUAUAGACAUUGAAGGACAAAGCAAAUGCACAUUCUCAUCAGUUGUUAUGUUUGCAGUUUCCUGCUAAUUAAAGUACAAGAAACAUAAUAUAUUCCAUUACUGUAUCAAUACACGUCUGCAAUAUAUUCUUUUCCCCAUUUUGCUUCUCUGGGAUGUUAAAAACAUUAAGAGAAUGAAAAGUGUAAUUGUUAUUUCUU